AUGGCCUCCAAGCCAGGCCCUCUCACCAGGUGGCCAUGGCACGACCUCGGAAACUACAAGUACGCGCUGGUGGCUCCCUGGGCGGCGUACAGCACCUACAGCUUCGCGGCGGCGAAGGUGAGAGGCGAGGAAGGCGACUUGCUCAGCUUCUUCGUGCUCCCCACGGUGCUCCUCCGGCUGCUCUACACCCAGCUCUGGAUCUCCAUCUCCCGCCACCAGACCGCCCGCUCCAAGCACCGCAUCGUCAGCAAGAGCCUCGACUUCGACCAGGUCGACAGGGAGAGGAACUGGGACGACCAGAUCAUCCUGACGGCGCUGCUGUAUUAUGUGGUCAACUCCUUCAUGGAGAUGACGCAGGGCCUGCCGUGGUGGAACUCCGGCGGCCUGGUGCUGACCGUGCUCCUCCACCUCGGCCCGGUGGAGUUCCUCUACUACUGGAUCCACCGCGCGCUGCACCACCACUACCUGUACGCCCGGUACCACUCGCACCACCACGCCUCCAUCAUCACCGAGCCCAUCACCUCCGUCAUCCACCCCUUCGCCGAGGAGGCCGUCUACUUCGGCCUCUUCGCCAUCCCGCUCCUCACCAUGAUGGCCACCGGCACCGGCUCCGUCGCCGUCGCCAACGGCUACCUCGUCUACAUCGACUUCAUGAACUACCUCGGACACUGCAACUUCGAGCUCGUCCCCAAAGUCCUCUUCGACAUGUUCCCCCCUCUGAAAUUCCUCAUGUACACCCCAUCGUUCCACUCGCUGCACCACACGCAGUUCAGGACCAACUACUCCCUCUUCGUGCCCUUCUACGACUACCUGUACGGCACCAUGGACAAGUCGAGCGAGGACCUGUACGAGCGCACGCUGCACGGGAGGGAGGAGGCGCCCGACGUCGUCCACCUCACGCACCUCACCGCGCCGGGCUCCCUCCUCCACACCCGCCUCGGCUUCGCCUCCGUCGCCUCCGCCCCGCUCGUCUCCCGCGGCACGUUCACGGCGGCGCUGGCAGUGGCGGAGCUGCCGCUCGCCGUGCUGGCGUCGUUGUUCGGGAGGACGGCCUUCCGGUCGGAGGCCAACAGGAUGGGCAAGCUCGGCGUCGAGACGUGGGUCGUGCCCAGGUACUCCUCCCAGUACACGUCGAAGAAGGACGGGUACGCGGUGAGCCGGCUGAUCGAGAAGGCGGUGUCUGACGCCGAGGCAAGCGGCGCCGCAGUCCUCACGCUGGGCCUCUUGAAUCAGGGGUACGAGAUGAACAGGAACGGGGAGCUGUACGUGAUCAGGAACCCCAGCCUGAAGACGAAGAUCGUCGACGGCACCAGCCUGGCCGUCGCCACCAUCCUCCACACGAUCCCUCGCGGCGCCAAGGACGUGCUCCUGCUCGGAAAGGAGAGCAAGGUCGUGUGCGUGCUGGCUCAAGCCCUGUGCGAACGGGAAAUUCAGGUUCGUGUGGCGGACGAGCAUCUCCACGAGGCUCUGAAGCAGCAGCUGCGUCCGGAGCUGCAGCGUCACCUGGCUCUGUCUCGCAGCUACAGCAGCAAGGUGUGGCUCGUCGGCGACGGGCUGACGGCGCUGGAGCAGGAGAGGGCGCAGCCGGGCGUCCACUUCGUGCCCUACUCCCAGUUCCCUCCCAUGAACACCCGCGCCGACUGCGUGUACCACUCCACGCCGGCGCUCGUCGUGCCGGACUCCUACGAGAACCUCCACGCCUGCGAGAACUGGCUGCCGAGGCGGGUGAUGAGCGCGUGGCGUGCGGCGGGGAUCGUGCACGCGCUGGAGAGGUGGGGUGGCCACGAGUGCGGCGACGCCGUCACCGGUGUCGACAAGGCGUGGCGCGCCGCCCUCGCGCACGGCUUCCGUCCCUACGACGUUCGCUGCCAACACCACGUCGACGCAAACAUGCAAGCAGCUGCGGAUGCGAACUGA
Messenger RNA from Lolium rigidum, 1917 nucleotides. RefSeq names its product very-long-chain aldehyde decarbonylase GL1-6-like. Gene Ontology annotation, molecular function: iron ion binding; oxidoreductase activity. NCBI's taxonomy places the organism in Eukaryota, Viridiplantae, Streptophyta, Magnoliopsida, Poales, Poaceae. The coding region runs from base 1 to 1917 and encodes 638 amino acids. The transcript has 9 exons. The record is from RefSeq and is a predicted model, not a curated record. Gene Ontology annotation, biological process: lipid biosynthetic process.